Molecule: messenger RNA, 8973 nt
Organism: Eleginops maclovinus (Patagonian blennie)
Lineage: Eukaryota; Metazoa; Chordata; Actinopteri; Perciformes; Eleginopidae
Gene: ccdc149a
Product: coiled-coil domain containing 149a
Exons: 19
Coding region: 6219-7862 (547 amino acids)
Biological process (GO): protein phosphorylation; mRNA processing; IRE1-mediated unfolded protein response
Cellular component (GO): IRE1-TRAF2-ASK1 complex
Molecular function (GO): protein serine/threonine kinase activity; RNA endonuclease activity; ATP binding
Source: RefSeq, a predicted model, not a curated record
AGGGGCCAUUGUGCUCACUUCCUCAUUUCAAACAGCGACAGAGAUCGAGCACGGUUGAGUUUGGAGAGAUCAAUCUUUUUAAAGACUCAAAGACGACUUCAUACUUAAACUUUAUACUGUGAAGCUGAGAAGUUCAUAUCAUCCCAGAGCUACAAAUGGAGCAAGCUUCUGCUAAAAUCACCCAACUACUCAAAAAGCUCUGUCCACAAGAGCAACCUGACUGUAAAGGUAUUCUGGAAGAAUUAUAUAGGAUAACACAGACAACAAAAGACACAAGAAACUGGGAUCCCAACUUUAUUGAGAUGUUUUGCAAGGAAAUUGCUCGUUUUGUGUAUCAAGACUACUCUUGUGACAUUCGGAACUUAGUUUAUGACAUAUAUAAAAAUGUUCUUUCAGAUGAACAUGCUGGUCAUAUCUUAGAGAUCAGAAUUCUUAAAGAUCCGAAAGAAGUGUGCAGACGAUUGACCGAUCAUUUCAAAAAACUAACCCUGGAAUGUGGAGAUGGUACAGCUUUUAACAGAUCUGAGAACAACGAUGAAAGACCACAAAGUCUAAAAGAGCAUGCAGCAGUUUUUCAUGAUGAAUCCACUCAAACUUCAGUUGGCAUAUCCACACCUCAUACACAGAAUUGGCAUCCAAUCAGCCUUAGGUGGAAAGAACAGCUUCAGAAUCUUGUCAGUUCUGUAAGGGAAAGUAAAGGAACCAUCAUUGGAAACAUGAUUUAUGUGAAUGAAGAACAAUUCUGCAUAGCAAUAGGAAAUAGUGGUACUGAAGUGUUUUUGGGGCUGAGAGAUGAUGGCACUGAAGUUGCUAUUAAGAAAAUGAACAAACGCAACUAUCAGGUGCUGAAGAAUGAGGAAGGAUUUCUAAGACAUCCGGAGCUUGACCAUCCAUCCAUUGUGAGAUACAUUGACCAAUCAGCGGAUGACAACUUUGGAUAUCUUGGUCUUCAACUGUGUGAAUACACCUUGGAAGAAUACAUCAAAACUCAUGAUGAUGAUGGGCUGAGGAAGAAACUUGCCUAUCAGGUUCUCGACAGUUUGAAGGUGCUUCACUGUCAAGAUCCUCCCAUUCUCCACCGGGACUUCAAACCACAGAACGUUCUGAUCGAUGUGUUGCAGAAGGUGCGUUUGGCUGAUUUUGGUAUAAGUAGACGGUUACCCAAAGGGCAAACAACUCACUGCACAGGAAAAGCAGGGACACAAUGCUGGAUGGCCAGGGAGACUUUAUUGGAAGGAGAUGAAACCAAGAUACCGUACAAGUCAAGCUCUGACAUACAGGUGGCAGGGAUGCUGAUCUAUUAUAUCCUCUCUGGAGGGCACCAUCCUUUUGGUGAGAAAAAACAUAAAUGUGAGUACAACAUUGAUAAAGGGAACUACUCUUUGGACCAUGUUCAAGACGAGUUGGCGAAAGGCCUCAUUGAGUGGAUGAUUGAUGCAGAACCAACGAACAGACCUAAAGUGGAAGAAUGCUUGAGGCAUCCCUUCUUCUGGGAACCUUACAGGAAAUUAGAAUACUUGAAGAAGGUUGGAAACAGGGAUGAAGUGGCAAGAUACAAAAAUGUUAACCAGGAAUUAAGUUCUUCACUGGAGAAGUUUGCUGAGAAUGGAUCCUUUAAACAGUGGAAAAAUCAGUUUCCACCAGAGUUGAUGAAAACGAUGGAUGGCAAGAAAAAAUACACUGAAAACACGUUGGGAUUACUGCGCUUCAUCCGAAACCUCCAUGAGCACCAUGUUAACGAUGCAGCAGAAUUGGAUCUGCUGAUGAUGUUUCCUAAACUCUUUGAGUGUGUUUAUAUAUUUGCCAAAGCUAAAGGGUGGAAUAAUGAGACCCCUCUGAAGGAAAUGUGUAUAACAGAAGUGUCACUAAGAGACGACAUCACCACCAGAGUUGCAUCACCCCCUAGGGACGGUGAAGAGGAUAUCCCACUCUCUGUUCAAGAAUCUCCAUGCGUCUCUACUCGGCCAACUGGCUAUAGCUCCCGCAGAUCUUCAAUUUAGAAAGAUCUUUAGAAAGAUCUUGACUCUCCAUCAAAACAGGAGACGAAAAGAACUAUGAGUUAUGGGAGGCGAAAUUUUUGGGCCACCUUCGUUUGGAAGGCUUAAAAGAAACAAUUCUAACAGAGCCCACUGCCGACGACGCGGAUGAGCUGCUGGAAGAUACCAGAAAGAUUGAGGAAGCCUAUGCAGAACUCAUUCAGUUUCUGGACGAUAAAAGUUUGUCGCUGGUGAUGCGGGAGGCUGCCGAUGACGGGCGGAAAGCCCUACGAAUUUUAAGAGACUAUUAUCAAGGUAAAGGAAAGCCACGCAUAAUAAGCCUCUAUACAGAACUGACUUCACUUCAGAAGUCAGAAAGUGAAAGUGUGACGGAGUACGUGAUCCGGGCAGAGACCGCAAUCACAGCGCUAAGAAAUGCCUGUGAGACAUUAAGUGAUGGACUUUUGGUAGCGAUGGUGUUGAAAGGUUUGCCUGAGUCCUUCAAACCAUUCGCGAUCCAUGUUACACAACAAGAUGAGACAAUAUAUUUUGCUGAGUUUAAAACAAAGCUACGCAGCUACGAGGACACGGAGAAGAUGCGCACUGCAGCGACAGAUGACAACGUGAUGAACGUGCGGCAGCAGAGAGCGAGACCUGCCGGGACAGGUGACUGGGGAGCCGAGAGGGCCGCAGCGGACGCGGUGUGCUUCAGAUGCGGCAUGAAGGGACACCUGGCCAGAGCCUGCCAGCGUAAACUCUGGUGUAGUCACUGCAAGAGCAACACACACCGGGACACAACCUGCAGACGGAGGCAGCGGCGGGACCGAGACGACGCACGAAAGGUAUCCGGGCAGACAGCUGACCAGGACAAGGAGUACGUCUUCCGGGUGAGCGAAGGAGCAGCAGGAGUGGACGUGAGGGGCCUGAUGGUCGACUGUGGGGCAACUUCGCACAUCGUCACAGACCUGGCAAAGUUUAAGAGCUUUGAUGACGGGUUCCAGGCCAAAACACAUUGCGUGGAGCUGGCGGACGGGACGCGGUGCAAGGGCGUCGCAGAGCGCCGAGGCGAUGCAGAAGUCUGUCUGAUCGACAGCAAAGGAAGACGCCUGAACGCAACGCUGAGGCAGGCGCUGUAGCCUAUAUCCCAUCCUACACACAAGACAUUCUAUCCGUGAAAGCAGCUACUGCCAGCGGAGCGACGGUGAUCUUCAAGAAGGGGAAGGACGUUCUGAUCCACAAAGACUGUACCAAAUUCCACAUUCACGUACACGAUAGACUAUAUUAUUUGCACACAGUAAACAAUGAUGACAAUGAAUGUGAUGGUCAAUGCAAGGGAUGUCAUGAUAUGCAGACAUGGCAUGAGAUACUGGGACACUAACUACAAUGACAUUCAGAAGUUACAAGAUGUUGUGGACGGUAUGAAAAUUAAGGGUUCAACGAACAAACCUUUACAUUGUGAAGUGUGCACUCAGGGCAAGUUUUACCAAACUAGAAACAGAGACCCUGAUGUGAGGGCUAAAGCCCCUCUAGAGCUAUUACACACAGACUUGGCAGGACCAAUCCACCCAGAGUCGAGAGAAGGGUACAGAUAUGCACUUUCAUUUACUGAUGAUUUUUCCAGUACAGUGUUUGUGUAUUUCUUGAAAAAUAAAAGUGACACAGUACAAGCUACAGAGAAGUUUCUAGCUGAUACAGCCCCAUAUGGCAAAGUGAAAUGCUUCAGAUCUGAUAAUGGUACUGAAUUCACAGGGAAAGCAUACCAGACCUUACUCAUUAAAAAUGCAAUCAGACAUCAAACAUCAGCACCUUACUCUCCUCACCAAAAUGGGACUGCUGAGCGCAAUUGGCGCACACUUUUUGACAUGGCAAGGUGCAUGCUAAUUGAAAGUGGUUUGCCAAAACAACUGUGGACCUAUGCAGUCCAGACUGCGGCUGUGGUUUGGAACAGGUGUUUUAACAAACGUACAGGGCAGACACCAAUCCAGAUGUUGACAGGAAGACGGCCCAACUUGUCUAGAAUGCAAAGGUUUGGAACUGAAUGUUUUGCUUAUAAACAAGACAAGAGAAAACUUGAUCCAAGGUGUGAAAAGCGUGUUUUUAUCGGGUACGACAAAAACAGUCCUGCAUACAUUGUUUACUUUCCUGUCAGUAAGAAAGUGCAGAAGCACAGACUGGUAAAGUUUGUGGCUAAAUCAGGUGUAGAACGACAGACACAGACUGAUUUUGCACCUGAGAAUGAUGACUUCAUCCAGCACAGGUCCAGAAGUCCAGAUCAUCAUGUUAAAGUGGAACAGAGACCUGAAGUCAGCCACCACCAACCACAGACAGUUGAGGUCAAGUGUGAGCCUGAGUGCAGCCGUUACCCUUCCAGAGAGAGGAGGAGACCAGACAGAUACACAGAUUGCGGUGUUUCUAAAUAUGUGUCUGAGGAGGAGACUGAUCAAGUCCAGAGUAACAUUGAUUAUUGUUAUCGUGUGAUGAAAACUUGGGUAUACAUGCGUACAGUGAUGCAAACUGGGCUGGUGAUGUGAAUGAUAGACAAAGUACGAGUGGGUAUUGUGUAAGCCUGACUAAGGGUGCCACUUUGGUGUCGUGGAAGACGAAAAAACAGCCCACUCUAGCAUUGUCCACGUGUGAGGCGGAGUAUAUUGCACUGGCUGUAACCAUCCAAGAGUGUCUGUACCUCACACAACUUUUAGAUGGUAUUGAUGGACAUGUAUAUGUAUUACCCACGGUGUAUGAGGACAACCAAGGCACAAUAGCUUUAGCUAAGAACCCAGUCAGUAGGCAGCGAUGUAAACAUGUGGACAUUAAGUACCACUUCAUACGGUCGACUGUGAAUGAUGGUAAAGUAUUAUUGGAAUAUUGUCCAACUGACCAGAUGGUUGCAGAUCUGAUGACCAAGCCUGCAACAAAAUUUAAGUUGGCUAAAUUUGCCAGAUUUAUGUUUGGGGAUAACUGAAAAAAAAUCUGGAGAUGUAAUAUGUGAUGUUUUUCUGACUGGUUGUAAAGGUAAUGUUUUGAUUUGUUUGUAAUAAUGUGAGAGCAAGAGGGGGUGUUGAAUGGUGCUCUCAAUUAUUGUUUAUUUUUGUUUCCAUAAAUGAUUUAAAUAAUUUGUGAUUUACACUGACAAGCCACCUGUGUGGUGGGCGUGGCUAAUAAAGGGCCUUCCUGCAUGCAGCUGCUCUGAGUUGCAGAGUGAGUGCCAUGAGAAGCAGCAGAGAGUCUCUCGUCUUUUUCUUUGUCCUCCACGUUCGGUGCACCCCACAGUUGAGUUUCACAACGAGUAGCCGCUGUAACGGGCUGCUCUGCUAACAAUUACUCAAUAAGUAAUACUUAAAUUCCAACUUUACAGUUGCCAAUGUUAAGAAUGUCUUUUGGAUUAACAGGUUUUCAAGGGUCUGUUAUAUUACAAGAUUGAAAACACUGACGCUAAAAGACUAAAGAAUGCUUCAUUAUUUUAUACACAUAGUGUCUUUCCUGAUCAGUCUUCCUCUAUACUAAACAUGUUUAGUGAGUUUCUUUUGGGGGGUUUUAAAUUAUUGUUAGCAAACAGUAAAGUAACUUAUCCGUGGUGUUGAAAAUGUUGUCUACAAUUGAUGGGUGCAAAUUAAACUACAUUCAAACUUGAGUAUCUAAAUAAAUGAGUUUAAAAUGUGAUUGUUGUUUUGUGAUUAUGUGCUAUGUUAAUGGUGGGUUAUGUAUAUCAGUCAAGAAUCAAAUGCAACCAACAUGUUUGUUCUUUAAUACCAAUACUUUUGAAUGUUAAAGGAGGCUCAGUUCAUUAUUGUAAAAGGAUUUAAAAAGCAUAUUUUCUCUAUAGUUUUAUUUAUUCAGUAUUUUAUCAGAUUUCAUUGAACUGUCUGACUUACUGUUCACCAAAUGAUGCAUACGUGCUUUUAUUGUGAAGGAAACCUUCCAUUUACAUUGUAUUCCUUUAAAGGACCGCUACAGUUUGGAAGUGUUUCAGAAACAUUUAUGUAAUAGAUUCAAAUGUGGAAAAGUGGAAAAUUCAUAUCAGAAUUAUUGCUCAAAAUGCAUAGCUUUUUGACAAUACCUUUAUUUUCAUAGCUCUACCGGAAGUCGUAUAUUUACCCCCUUCACAUUCCGCGGGAAUUGACAGCGGAGCCAAACAAUUGUGACACCGCAUCCGGAUAAACAAACGGGGGUGAGGGAGCUCAGACUGAGGAGCGAGGGCAGCCUGCAAACCUGACAUUUUUGGCAAAAAUAUUUCCUAUAAUAAUGCAGUCUUCCAAGAGGAGCGAGAAUGACUGGCAGGGACUGGUGAGCGAGUUCCUGGUGUGUAAGCGGAAGCUGGAGAGUAAGAAGGAGGCUCUGCUCAUCCUGUCCAAGGAGCUGGACACCUGUCAGCAGGAGAGGGAUCAGUACCAGCUGAUGGCCAACCAGCUGAGGGAGCGCCACCAGGGACUGAAGAAGAAGUACAGAGAGCUCAUCGACGGUGAUCCCUCUUUACCACCGGAAAAACGCAAUCAAGUGAACCUCGCUCAGCUGCUGAGAGACUCGAGGGAACGAGCCAAAAAGCUGACGGAGGAGGUGAAGGAGCUGACGCAGAGGCUGACGGAGGCCCAGGGGGACAACAAGCUGCUGAGGAUGACCAUAACUCGACAGAGGCUCGGCGAUGAGGAGGUGGGCCCGCGACAUUUCCCCCCCCAUGAACGUGAGGACCUUGUUCACCAACUAGAGAGAGCAGGGCUCCAGAUGGAGGAGUUGGAGCACAAUAUGAAGGCUCUGACCGACGAGCUGCAGGACGUGAAGGCAGAGCGGGGCGUCUUCAGGGAGAAGACCUACCGCCUCAACGUGGAGCUCAACCACGUCCUGGGCAACCGCGAGGCACGCAUCAUUGAUGUUGAUGCCCUCUGCAUGGAGAACAGGUAUUUGCAGGAGCGUUUGAGCCAACUGCAAGAGGAGGUGAACCUGCUGAAAUCCAACAUCAUGAAGUACAAGACAGCUCUUGAGAGGAGGAAGAACUCCAGCACGUAUGGGAAAUCCAGCAGCAGUCCACUCACUGGAGUCCUCUCAGCAAAACAAGUCCAGGAGCUGCUCCUGGAGGAGCAGGGCUGCAGCCUGCCAGCCACGCCUCAGUCCAUCUCAGACCUCAAGUCUCUUGCCACGGCUCUGCUGGAGACCAUCCAUGAGAAGAAUCUGAUCAUCCAGCACCAGAGGCACACCAACAGGAUCCUGGGAAACAGAGUUGCAGAUCUGGAGAGGAAGCUGAAGACGUUGGAGGUGUCAGGACUGUGGAGUCUUCCAGGCUUGACCUACCGCGUAUCGGUGGGAAUUGGGAGAACAAGAGACAACCACACACUGAAUGAAAAUCUUCCACCGGAGCUUCACCCGUCACAAGCCGCGCCUCCGCCACACCUGCAGCCACCCAAAGAUAAAUCAUCGUGGGAAUGCCUCUCCGCUGGCAGCGACCUCGGCACAGAUGGCUCACCUGCACUGCUCCAAAACCUGCAGCCUCUCCCGGGGGUGAAGACGAAUGGAAUUGACAGGAGAGGUGGAAAAGUCUUGAAGGAAGACGGAGUCCCCUUGGAGCUGGGGGAGGGGCGCAGUCCGGUCGAGGAGGCUGGGCAUGAGGUGGAGGGGGUGGAGGAUGAAGAACUGGGCUCCACGGUGGAGGAAGGAGUGGAGGCCGCUCUGGCGCUGGGUGGUGCAUCCACUGACUCAGACCUUCCCUGGCUUCCAAUCAAACGAGCGCCUGUGGAUCUUUCAGAGGCGGGUCGGCUUCUGCACGGCGAGUCCCAGGACGAUGGGUCGGAUCAUGAACAAGUAGAAGCCUCAACUCAAGAGAGCCGGUCCGACACAGCGGAGUGGGACGUUGUGGAUCUGCGCAGUGAUGCCUGUCGUUCCGACAACUUGGCAUGAUCUGCCUUCACUUAAAGACUUAUUUAAACUGUCCUCUUCUUUUUGGCUAAGCUGUUCUGCAUACGGCCUGUCAGUAUGAUGUCCCAACGAUAUCGGUAGGAGGUACUCCAGAGGAUUCCUGAAAUACUAGUUCGGAAAUAUCAGAGAGAAAUAGACAAACAUAAGUACACUAUGCAUUGAAAGUUAAUUUACAAUAUCCUUUGGAGAUUCAAAUCCAGGGAAAAGCUAACCGGUCUAAGCUAGUGGCACGUUUUAAUAACUUACAUUAAGGGUAAACAGAGUAAUUCAAUGUAUUUAUUUUAGGCACCCUACAGCUUUCAUUAUAUAAUAUUAAUACAUGGUAUUUAUAUAGCACUUUUCCUGUGCUCAAAGACGCCUAUAUACCUUAAAAGUACAUGUUCUCUUUACAUUUGUUUAAAGCAGAGAAAGUAGUAAAAGGAAGUAGGCGUUUGCUCUCUUUUUAAAUAUCUAAUGUCUGAUUUAAAGGUUCCUGAAGGCUUGAAGUCCGCCUGGGCCUAGGUACGGUUUGCUAACGUAUGAUUGGACAGCAGCUGUAUUAGGGAGGGGCUUAACCAAGGAUCGACUGCAUGAAUCCUCCUGAGUUGUAUUCACUUACCGUGGCCGGCGCUCAUUAGCUCCCUGCCCCACCUAGCAGCUCUGCUUUAGUCAAUAAAACGGAGUGAAAACACUCUUUAGCCAGAGGUGCACUUUGUACACAGACAGGAACAGACAAUCUUAAAAUCAAUGGAGUUACAAACUUCAUGCCCUACAGGAAGAGUUUCGCUACGAGAAUUACAAAUAUGGCAGCCUCCCUCUGUCCUCCCCCUGAGAUUUAAUCAUCCCAAAUGUGUGCUUUCUUCCUCCUCCUAAGGGUUGCCACUAACAGAGCUUUUAAUCUCAUAGGGGGUCCACAUUGACUUGAAUGAAUGUGCUUUGUACAUAUGUGUAAAUGAAUAACUUUAAUAUUACAGAUGAUGUCUAUCCAUCUGUGCGGGUGAAUCUUACUAAUCAGUGAGUUUUUUUUAUUUGUAUUUAUUUGGUCCUGAACAUUUGGAUGAGACUACAUGUGCCUUAUGUGUGGGAAAAAAUCUGAUAACAUAAAACUGCAUAA